Danio rerio (zebrafish) is the source of this 1851-nucleotide messenger RNA. NCBI's taxonomy places the organism in Eukaryota, Metazoa, Chordata, Actinopteri, Cypriniformes, Danionidae. The record is from RefSeq and is a predicted model, not a curated record.
CGUGAUCAAACAUCAUAUGACGUCUGAUUUCAGUACAAGAGAAAGAGAAUGCGAGCAACAAUAACACAUUUACACAUCUUGUUUUACUUAAGCACACUUAUUCUGUAUUUUAUUCACGCGCAUAUAGAAAGACAUCUGUUAUCCUGGUGAGUCCACUGGAUUGUUUCAUUGAAUGCAUGAGCGUUGUUGUGCUGAGUGUGCAUGUACGCCUUGACUUAUUCACUUAAUGUAUAUAAAACAACUAGCCUAUAUAAACACACGAGGAUUUAAAUUGAUUCACAACAAUAAAUGAGUUGCCACGAUGUGCCAUAAACAUCUUAGCACACGUGACUGGGAUCACAGACUCAAAGCCUAUGGGGAUUCCCUGUGUGAAUUAGAGGCAUUAAAGUGACAGCUAGGGGGAUGUGCAGAAAUGUGUGGACCGGGGCGCGCGCGCGCACACACACACACACAGAGCGAGAAAGCGAGAGAGCCGACACAAAGCUCCUGUUUCAUUAUAAGGGCGCUGUGGGCUUUAACACCAGAGACCUCACUCAGCUUUUUCUGUUGUCUUGUGGGUGUUUAAAGAUGAUCAGCUCUGACCUGUUGAGCAGGGCAGUGGAGAGCAGCAUUCGUGGUAUGACUACUACAAACAAGGCAAACAAAGCACUGAAGGUGAAGCGAGAGCCAGGUGAGAAUGGCACGAGUCUUACAGAUGAUGAGCUGGUGUCCAUGUCUGUGCGAGAGCUGAAUCAGCACUUGCGUGGUCUGACCAAAGAUGAAAUCCUGCAGUUGAAACAGAGGAGACGCACACUUAAGAACCGGGGCUAUGCUGCCAGCUGCCGCGUCAAACGUGUCACUCAGAAGGAGGAGCUGGAGAAACAGAAGGCAGAGCUUCAGCAGGAGGUGGAGAAGCUCGCCUCUGAGAAUGCCAGCAUGAAAGUGGAGCUUGAUGUUCUGCGCUCCAAAUACGAGGCUCUCCAGAGUUUUGCUAGAACUGUGGCCCGCAGUCCAGUGGCAGCUGCCAGGGGCCCUAUCACAUCAGUCAUAGGGCCCCUCAUACCAGGCAAAGUUGCUGCCACCAGCGUCAUCACCAUUGUCAAGUCUAAAACAGAAGCACGGUCAUAAUGCACAAACGGAGAACAUUUUUUAAGUAUAUUGGUCAGUGUGUAUCUCAAGCACAGGGUCGUUCAUCCUAUAUGACAUGCAAUAACAGUCAACAAUAUCAGAGAAACAAGAUCAAAACUGAAACAGAUAACACUGACAUCGCUCAGAAAAUGACAAAAGAAGCAGAACCCUCUCAGAGCACAUUCUGUUUAACCCUUAAUAAAAAAUGCAUUCUGUUCAUCAUCAUAUGCUACGCCCCUAUAACUUGGUCCAUGAAAACAGAAGGUCACAACUGAGUGGAGGAACUAUGACGUCACCUUUUAGGUUAAUUGGCUGCUAGCAUAAAACUGGUUCCCUCGAUAAAAUCUCCAUAGGAUUUUCGCUUAGGCUUUUCGAAGAUUGCAAAUAAUAAGCUGUGUUCAAACACAAUUCAAUACACAUAUGUUUUGUCCAGCCAGAUAAUCCUCACACGAAAACAUGUCCUAUAGCACUUUUAGAUCUUAAAUGCAAAAGCAAGAAUUGAAAAGCUAACAUUAGGCUAUAAACAGACAACAGAGCCUUCAGGGCGCUCGCCUGUGACUACAGCACCACCCUGCUAAAGACAACUUUUCAAGCUUAUAUUCAGAAAUAUGGUCUAUGACAAAGAUUUACUUUCUCUGCUUAAUAUAUUACAAUCCUAGCUAUAUAUUAUAAACAAAUAAAUACGCAAAAACACAUUUGUAUAGACCAACGUGCCUUUUUAGAUACUGGGAAAUACAUUUUGUU